CCCUAGCCUCAUCGUCUCAUUUUCUAUCAGAUCUGCAGGUUCUUUAUUUAUCUCCCAUGACUUCUAAUUAAGUUUUGCCAAUCAUUGGAGCUUUGGGCAAUCCUCAAUUUUCUGCUAUUCUGAAGCUAAAUGGGACUAAUCACAAACAAUGGGUUCAAUCUCUCAUGAUAAAUCUUACCAUCAUGAAGUUGGACUUGGCCUUGAGAGAGGACUCUCCUUCUAAGCCCAUUGCUGAAACUUAUGCCGAUGAAAAGAAACUUUAUGAUGACUAGGAGUAUUCAAACCGAUGUUGUUUAAUGAUCAUAAGGUAUCACAUGGAGGACUCUAGACAUGAUAGCAUUGCAAAGAUUGAGACUGCUAAGGCAUUUCUAGAAGCUAUCAACAAAAAGUACAAAAAGUUCUCCAAGAAUGAAAAGAAUGAGCUUCUAAGCUCUACAUUCCACUAUUUAUGAUGGUGUCAGUGGAAUUAGAGAGCACAUUGACAAGAUUGUGGCCUGUUAUCACAAAAUCAAGGCAAAUGGUAUGGAACUUGAUGAGGAUUACAUUUUGUGGUUCAUUAAGGGGACUCUUUUCUCACAGUUUGACUCCAUUAGGUCCAGUUACAAUGCUCAGAAAGAACAAUGGACCAUAGAGAAGAUGACUACAAUUCUUGCCAAGGAAGCGAAUAACAUAAAAAUGGGAAGGGCAAGAAGUGUGGCUAUGGUAACGAACCAGAACAACAAUGAUCAGAAAAGAAUGCCUCUACAAAAGAUUACCAAUGACAACAAGCCCUUCAAGAAACAUAACACAAGCAACAAAGCGAAUGGGCAAGGAGCGCUCUUAGUUUCUAAUGUUCCCAAGAAUGAGGGCUUUAAAGGAAAUACAAUUACUGCCAAAAGUUUGGGCACAAGAAGGCAGAUUGCUUAAAGCUCAAGGCUAGAAUGGAAAAGAAAGGUAAUCUUUUAGUGAAUGUUUGUUUGGAGUCAAAUAUUGUUGAUAUGCCUUCUAAUACUUGGUGGUUAGACACUGGUGCUACAAUUCCUGAUACCAAUUCCUUGUAGGAGAUGACAAGCAGAAGGGAACCAACUAGUAUGGAGCACCAUGUAUAUAUGGGAGACGGUACAAGAACUGAAGUUAAAUUUUUGACAGUCAAAUUACAGCUUACCACUAGACAUUUUUUCGAGUUGUAUGAAGUUGCAUACAUACCUUCGAUUAGGAGAAAUUUAAUAUCCGUGUCUAUUUUGGAUAGAACUGGUUACAGUUUUCUUUUGGGAACUGAAAAAGUUAUAUUGUACCGUGACUCUGCUUUGAUCAGAAAUGGAAUUUUAUGUGGUAAUAUU
This is a messenger RNA of Olea europaea var. sylvestris, 1319 nucleotides long. RefSeq lists its product as uncharacterized. The coding region runs from base 523 to 906 and encodes 127 amino acids. The record is from RefSeq and is a predicted model, not a curated record. The transcript is spliced from 2 exons. Lineage: Eukaryota; Viridiplantae; Streptophyta; Magnoliopsida; Lamiales; Oleaceae.